AUGUCUAGUGACACAAGCUUGUCAGAGUCUGCUCUGAUUAAAGAGGAGGAAGGUAAUUUGGAAACGCAAACAGGUGGUAGUGGUAGCGGUGGUAAUGAGAUUCGAGAGAAUUUGAAGUCGCUAGUGGCUGGCGGUGUUGGUGGUGUUUGUGCGGUGCUCACAGGACAUCCUUUUGAUUUGAUCAAGGUGCGGUGUCAGAAUGGGCAGGCUAAGGGAGCUGGUGAUGCGGUGAGAAAAAUUCUGAGUGAAGCUAGAGCGUCAGCGAGAGGUACGAUGCUGGCAAAUUCGGUAAGAGGGUUUUACAAGGGCGUUGUUCCUCCGUUGCUAGGCGUCACGCCGAUCUUUGCGGUUUCGUUCUGGGGUUACGAUGUUGGGAAGAAACUUGUGGGCGGAGCGUCGAUGAGUGCGGACGGGUCGACGUUGUCGACGUCGCAGAUGGCUACGGCGGGGUUUAUUAGUGCGAUUCCGACGACACUGGUGACGGCUCCGACGGAACGGAUCAAAGUUGUCUUGCAGACGUCUUCGAGCCACUCUUUCGUAGCGGCAGCCAGAAAACUGGUGCAAGAGGGCGGCGUGCGGUCGCUGUUCAAGGGAUCGUUGGCAACUUUGGCGAGAGACGGGCCCGGUAGUGCUCUGUACUUUGCGUCUUACGAGGUUUGCAAGAAAAUGCUUAACAAGCGGUCGCAAUCCGGAGAUGAAAUCAACAUCGCUAACGUGUGUAUCUCUGGAGGGGUGGCCGGCAUGUCGAUGUGGCUGGUUGUUUUCCCGAUCGACACGAUCAAGACUAAGCUGCAGGCGUCGUCUUCGCAGCACGGGCAGAGCAUGAUAGAUGCGACCAGGGAGAUAUAUGCGACGCGAGGCGGGAUCAGAGGGUUCUUCCCCGGGCUGGGCCCGGCUUUGAUGAGAUCUUUCCCUGCGAAUGCGGCAACAUUCCUCGGGGUCGAACUGACUCACUCGCUAUUCAAGAACUAUGGCUUGUAA
This is a messenger RNA of Torulaspora globosa, 981 nucleotides long. RefSeq names its product carnitine:acyl carnitine antiporter (gene CRC1). Gene Ontology annotation, cellular component: mitochondrial envelope. Gene Ontology annotation, molecular function: O-acyl-L-carnitine transmembrane transporter activity. The record is from RefSeq and is a predicted model, not a curated record. The transcript has a single exon. Gene Ontology annotation, biological process: carnitine transmembrane transport; mitochondrial transport. The coding region runs from base 1 to 981 and encodes 326 amino acids. NCBI's taxonomy places the organism in Eukaryota, Fungi, Ascomycota, Saccharomycetes, Saccharomycetales, Saccharomycetaceae.